AACGGCGAUGGGUAUCCGUGACUCACGCUACGGUCCUGGCUUCGAUUACGACCGGUGCACGAAGGUCGGUAUAUCACGCGAAUAUACACCGUUCGAUGGCGAAACCUCUCAUUGACUCGUCGCUGCCACCCGCGUACGGGCGACGUGCGUGCGUGCGUACAUGUAUGUGUGAGAUAAAAGGAGUAACACGUGUGUGCGUUCUCAGUAGAUCCAGAAGUGCUCUCGCGAUACGCGAGUUGUGUCGAGAUAAUCCUUGACACGAGCGCGCCCGUCGUCCCGAUAAACCGUUACCGUUGCCGCCGCCGUGUUAUCUCUCGUGCGGACAGAACACUCCCGUGAACGACUUCGCCGUCGGAGGCACGCACCAAAAUGGCCGAGACGGAGAAUAUUUUCCUGUUCGUGCCAAAUGUCAUCGGUUUUACCAGAGUGAUCCUGGCGUUAAUUUCCUUUUACUUCAUGCCCACCCACUAUGUGAUCGCCACAACGUGUUACGUGGUCAGUUCUCUGUUGGACGCGAUAGACGGUCAUGCAGCGAGGUAUUACGAUCAAUGCACAAAAUUCGGUGCGAUCUUGGAUCAGCUGACGGAUAGAGUCGGCACGAUGUGCCUUAUGGUGACGUUGUGCCUGUUUUAUCCCACCUACACCUUCUGGUUUCAACUGAGCAUGGCUAUCGAUAUAGCUUGCCACUGGAUAUAUUUGCACACGACCCUCUUGCAAGGAAAAACCAGUCACAAGUUCAUCGACAUGUCUGAAAAUCCCAUCAUGAGACUGUACUACACAAAUCGUAUGGUGUUAUUUUUCAUGUGCGCCGGCAACGAAGCGUUUUAUGCCUGCCUGUACUUGCUGCAUUUUACCGAAGGACCCAUUUUGGCUGGUAUAGGUUUGUACAGGCUGCUCGUAUACCUAAGCGCUCCAGUGGCGCUGAUCAAGGCAGCUAUUUCUCUGUUACAUGGAUAUGUGUCGUGUAUUAAUCUUGGCAUCAUUGACGUGAAAGAACGCCAAGAGCGACUUAAAAUGAAUUAAACCUCUAAGUAUAUACAUUAUCUACUAGUUAGACUGAAUGUUGUGAUCUACAGAUCUUCCUAUUCCAUAAGCCGACAUGUGUAUGUAUAAGGUAUUUCCAAGUAUAUUUUUGGAGAGCAGAGUAGACGGUUAAAGAUGCAUGGUCAGGAUGUUUCUAUUUUAUUCAAUCGAUACUUAACAUCUAGCAGACUAUCUUUCCUCGAUAUAAUCCAAAGACUAUG
Harpegnathos saltator (Jerdon's jumping ant) is the source of this 1244-nucleotide messenger RNA. RefSeq names its product phosphatidylinositol synthase (gene Pis). The transcript has 4 exons. Gene Ontology annotation, cellular component: Golgi apparatus; membrane. Gene Ontology annotation, molecular function: CDP-diacylglycerol-inositol 3-phosphatidyltransferase activity. Gene Ontology annotation, biological process: phosphatidylinositol biosynthetic process. Lineage: Eukaryota; Metazoa; Arthropoda; Insecta; Hymenoptera; Formicidae. Bases 370 to 1023 code for a protein of 217 amino acids. The record is from RefSeq and is a predicted model, not a curated record.